Agelaius phoeniceus (red-winged blackbird) is the source of this 1545-nucleotide messenger RNA. Its product is annotated as ras-related protein Rab-18-B-like. The record is from RefSeq and is a predicted model, not a curated record. NCBI's taxonomy places the organism in Eukaryota, Metazoa, Chordata, Aves, Passeriformes, Icteridae. Gene Ontology annotation, molecular function: GTPase activity; GTP binding.
UGGACCGGAGCGCUGCGGGAUGGAGCCCGCAGGCCUCACCCUGAAGCUGCUGAUGGUCGGGGACAGCGGCGUGGGCAAGUCCAGCCUCCUGCGGAGGUUCACGGACGGCGCCUUCGAGCCGCGCCUCACACCCACCGUCGGUAUUGAUUUUAAAGUGAAGAAAAUGCUGGUGGAGGGCCGUGCAGUGCAGCUGGCCAUAUGGGAUACAGCAGGACAGGAGCGUUUCAGAACAGUGACUCCCAGUUACUACAGAGGAGCUCAAGGGGUUGUUUUAGUGUAUGAUGUUACAAGAAAAGGCACUUUCACAGGACUGGGAGGGUGGCUGAAUGAGCUGGAGAUGUACACCACACCCAGCAGCACUGUGAAGAUGUUGGUUGGCAAUAAAACUGAUAAGCCUGACCGUGAAGUGGAGAGAAAAGAAGGGCUGCAGCUGGCCAGGAAACACUCACUGCUUUUCAUAGAGACCAGUGCCAAGACACAGGAUGGAGUGCACCAUGCCUUUGAGGAGCUGGUGAUAAAGAUCCUGCAGACUCCAGAUCUCUGGGAUAAGGGCACAGGGAAGAAGGGAGUGCAGCUGCUGGAAUCUUCAGCACAGCAGCAUAAAGGGUUUUGUGCUGCCUACUGUGCACUUAUUUAAAUGCACAGCUGCCUGUUCUGCCUGACUGGAGGAAAAAUAAAUGGGGUGGGAUGGGAUUCCAAGCACCAAUCUGUGCCAUCAGUUGUGCAGAUCCAAACCACAACCUCAUUAACAAAAUGCAUUUUUUAUUCAUUAACAAAAUACAGUUUCUCCUUCCCUUUUGCACAACUGCUGCCUACAGGUAUUUUUCUGGUAGCUCUCAGAUUUUUCACUAUUAAAUCCUAGUGCUGCUAUGAGAAUUGUGCCUUUGCUGUAUGACAUUCAGCAUGGACUUUUGCUAGAAUUCCUGCCUCAGCAUGAAUUAAUUGGAAUCCAAUUCUGGAAUAUGAUUGAGAAGUUUCUCUUCCCUUGGAUGGCAUGGGAGGCUUUGAAGCACCCAAGUUACCUCCAUGUUGUUACUCAGCAGGAGUUGGAUCAGUGGCCACAGUUUCCUGAUUUUGGAUGGUUUUAAAAAGUCACAAUUGCUACGUGUCCCCAGACAGUGAGCUGAGUUCUGGUUAAUUAAAGCUGUUAAUUAAAGCUGUGAUGAAGAGGAUGUGUCCUGUAACACUUGUCAGGGAAAGUGCAGGACACUGUGGUCACUGCUGUUCUCUUUGCACUGAGGAUCAGGGAUGCACUCCUCAUUUUGGGCUCUGGUUUUGCAGUCACUGAGAGUCUCUGCAAACCCUUGUCCUCUGCCAGCAACCACAGAUAAAACUGGAGAUUUUAUCAGAGUUGAUAAAAACGUUAUCAGAAUUGAUAAAACUCAAUUUCACAGAAAAUGUGCUGCCUAUGGGAAACUUUGCACUUGGGUGAGUCUGUCACCAGCCCCACUAUGAAGUUACCCUUUUGUCUUUUACACUUUUAAUGGAAAUAUUGUAUUUUUGCUAACUUACUUACAUUAAAAUAACUGAAAAUUUCAGAUGUAA